AUCAGCAUACAGCUUUGUGCGUGAGACCAUCGCUCACGUGGGUGUUGUCUGCAUGGUAUAGUGUUACCACAUUUUACGAGGAGCUUACAAUAAAUCCACUCGAUCGUUCUCCCGUCACCAUCAAGAUUCCGGUAUUCCUCAGAAUGAAGUUCUUUAUUUUCGCUUCCGCUUUAAUUUUAUCUUCGUCUCUAGUGCAAGCACUAAAAAAAUGCGAAAAGAUAGACGCUUGCAGAUGUUCUACGGAUGAAGGGGAGAUAAAUAUUUGGAGCGUUGCAGGACAGAAAACAAAUGGAGCGAGAUUCAACAUUUCAGCAUCCGGUGGCGCUCAAAAGUCGACCUACUAUCUGUGGAACCCCUGUGGCCCGAGGACCGACCAGGGCCACCCCUGCCAGGAUUCUUCUGUUUGUCAAGUUACCCAGAUAAAUCCGAAAACAUCGAUUUCCAUGGUGUGUAGUGAAACAGAAGUUGGAAAAGUCGGCCCCAUGAGUGUCGCUGGCUCUUCCUAUUCAACGUCCCUGCACAGCAUUUGCGCAUGUCCAGGAAGAUGUCUGCUCGAUGCCAAAGAGGAUGCCGGGAUUCGGUUUGAUUCGUCAAAUGUUGGGGGAAGUGGAUUGAGUGUCGGUGCUAUCAUGGGAAUAGCAAUUGCAGGUGUCAUCUUCUUAAUCGUUUUGCUUUUUGCAAUUUUUAUAUGCUGCCUGCGCCGUAAGCUGCCCUCUGGUAUUCCUAAGCCAUCUGUCUGUACCACGGUGAAGGUUGGAUUAGGUAUGAUCAAGAAGAAACUUUGUCCAUGUUGCUAAAGAAGGCGGAAGAAACGUGUUCCCAACUGAUCUAAACCAGAGCGGUUGCGUUCGAGCUGACCAAAUGUAAUUUUUGAACGACUUUUAGAAGUCAAGAAUCUGCCAGCGCAGAGCACUUGAGCGAAAAAUACUGCGUUCUUUAUUUCUUGUUGUGUGAAUACAAGCAAAGAACAAAGCGUCUUGCCCU
Messenger RNA from Stylophora pistillata, 984 nucleotides. RefSeq lists its product as uncharacterized. The record is from RefSeq and is a predicted model, not a curated record. Lineage: Eukaryota; Metazoa; Cnidaria; Anthozoa; Scleractinia; Pocilloporidae. Gene Ontology annotation, cellular component: trans-Golgi network.